This is a messenger RNA of Mastomys coucha (southern multimammate mouse), 2781 nucleotides long. It is a transcript of the gene Gck, whose product is annotated as glucokinase. The coding region runs from base 509 to 1906 and encodes 465 amino acids. Lineage: Eukaryota; Metazoa; Chordata; Mammalia; Rodentia; Muridae. The transcript has 10 exons. Gene Ontology annotation, cellular component: cytosol; mitochondrion. Gene Ontology annotation, biological process: intracellular glucose homeostasis; glucose 6-phosphate metabolic process; regulation of insulin secretion. Gene Ontology annotation, molecular function: ATP binding; mannokinase activity; fructokinase activity. The record is from RefSeq and is a predicted model, not a curated record.
GAGCACAGAGGCCCUGACAGGAGACAUCUAACUCCACACCUGGUUGGAACAGAAGCAUUGACUGUGACUGAGCCCAGAGAAGAAGAAAGCUGAGGGGUGAGGGACAGAGUUACCUGUUGCCUCAUUACUCAAAAGCCAUCCCAAGCCACCGGAGGGAGAGACUUUUUUUUUUUUUUUUUUUUUUUUUUUUGCUGAGUCUGUCUAGGCUACCAGUUCCUCACAGCUCAGCAGAGCUAGAAGAAAGUCAAUCAACACCGAGGACGUUUCCCUGGAACCACAUGGCUCCUCCGGGAGACCGCUGGGCCUGAGGAGGCCUUGGUGGAGAGGGGUCCAGAGGUGAACAAUGAAAAAGAGGAAGCUGAGGCUUCAACCAGCCUGAGGUGGACAUCGCUCUCUGAGGUCUGGGGCUGGCUGUGACUCUGUGGGAGAAGCCUGGGCUACUUCUGCUGGGGAAAUCUGGUGCGGAACACUGAGGGGUCCCAGCUCACCUGGGCUGGCGGCUGUGCAGAUGCUGGAUGACAGAACCAGGAUGGAGGCCACCAAGAAGGAAAAGGUAGAGCAGAUCCUGGCAGAGUUUCAGCUGCAGGAGGAGGACCUGAAGAAGGUGAUGAGCCGGAUGCAGAAGGAGAUGGACCGUGGCCUGAGGCUGGAGACCCAUGAGGAGGCCAGUGUAAAGAUGUUGCCCACCUACGUGCGUUCCACCCCAGAAGGCUCAGAAGUUGGAGACUUUCUCUCCUUAGACCUGGGAGGAACCAACUUCAGGGUGAUGCUGGUGAAGGUGGGGGAGGGGGAGGCAGGGCAGUGGAGCGUGAAGACGAAACACCAGAUGUACUCCAUUCCUGAAGACGCCAUGACGGGCACUGCUGAGAUGCUCUUCGACUACAUCUCUGAGUGCAUCUCUGACUUCCUGGACAAGCAUCAGAUGAAGCACAAGAAACUACCCCUGGGCUUUACCUUCUCCUUCCCUGUAAGGCACGAAGACAUAGACAAGGGCAUCCUGCUCAAUUGGACCAAGGGCUUCAAGGCCUCCGGAGCAGAAGGGAACAACGUGGUGGGACUUCUCCGAGAUGCUAUCAAGAGGAGAGGGGACUUUGAGAUGGAUGUAGUGGCAAUGGUGAAUGACACGGUGGCCACAAUGAUCUCCUGCUACUAUGAAGACCGCCAAUGUGAGGUCGGCAUGAUUGUGGGCACUGGCUGCAAUGCCUGCUACAUGGAGGAGAUGCAGAAUGUGGAGCUGGUGGAAGGCGAUGAAGGGCGAAUGUGUGUCAACACUGAGUGGGGCGCCUUCGGAGACUCCGGAGAGCUGGAUGAGUUCCUGCUAGAGUACGACCGGAUGGUGGAUGAAAGCUCAGCGAACCCCGGUCAGCAGCUGUACGAAAAGAUCAUUGGUGGAAAGUACAUGGGCGAGCUGGUACGACUUGUGCUGCUCAAGCUGGUGGACGAGAAUCUUUUGUUCCACGGAGAGGCCUCGGAGCAGCUGCGCACGCGUGGUGCUUUUGAGACCCGUUUUGUGUCACAGGUGGAAAGCGACUCUGGGGACCGAAAGCAGAUCCAUAACAUCCUGAGCACUCUGGGGCUUCGACCCUCUGUCACCGACUGCGACAUUGUGCGCCGUGCCUGUGAAAGCGUGUCCACUCGCGCCGCCCACAUGUGCUCAGCAGGACUAGCGGGGGUCAUAAAUCGCAUGCGCGAAAGCCGCAGCGAGGACGUGAUGCGCAUCACGGUGGGAGUGGAUGGCUCCGUGUACAAGUUGCACCCGAGCUUCAAGGAGCGGUUUCAUGCCAGUGUGCGCAGGCUGACACCCAACUGCGAAAUCACCUUCAUCGAAUCAGAGGAGGGCAGCGGCAGGGGAGCUGCACUGGUCUCUGCGGUGGCCUGCAAGAAGGCUUGCAUGCUGGGCCAGUGAAAUCCAGGCCACAAGGACAGGGACCUGGGUUCCACGGGGACUCCACACCCCACAAGUGCUCCCAGCCCACCAGGGCAGGAGACCUAUUCCGCUGCUACCCCUGGAAAAUGGGGAGAGGCCCCUGCAAGUCAGCCAGUGGGACAGCCCUGGGCUCUCAGCCUGGGGCAGGGGGCUGGAAGGAAGGAGAGGAUCAGAGGCACCAAAGCCUUUCUUUGCUAGAAUCAAUCAACUACAGAGAAAGGCGGAGCACACUCAGGACUUGCACUCUCACGAUCCUUGCCUCCCACAGCUGUGGGUCUGGCUUCCCAAGGGAGUGCCUCCUGGACCUUGCCAUGGCCUGGCUUCCCUAGGAACACAUCUCCGUGGGGAGGUGGCUUUAGCAGCUUGGCCAGACCAGACCUAGGCACUCCAGAAGAGUAAGAGCUGCUGGUCACCCAGACCUGGCUGUUUUCAGACCUGUGGCUGAAGAGGUUGGGGAGCCAUGGGAGACUGACUAUCCAGCUACAUGGAGGGGACUUUCCAGGCCACAGAGCAUGCCAGAGACUGUUUCCUUCAUAUACCUCCACCUCCAAGUGGCUUACAGUUCUGGGAUGAGCCCUCCCAGGAGAUGCCAGAGGACAGAGCCCCAGAGCCCUUGCUCUAUGGGGACCUGAAAGGAGAGGCCUCACUCUGAACUAUUAGGCGCUCCACCCUCCUUCAACACUCACAUCUGUAACCCAGGAGGAAAACGCAAGCCACCCUCAGUAUCUCUCCGGGAGACCACCCAGGUCCCUUUCUCCCUCAUCCCUGUCAGGUUUCCCAGAUGCUACGCAGCCCUCUCUACACCAGCCUGGGGCUAUGGGGGAGUUUUUAAUUAAAUAUUUAAAACUACGUAA